Messenger RNA from Eremomyces bilateralis CBS 781.70, 1900 nucleotides. RefSeq lists its product as uncharacterized. The transcript is spliced from 4 exons. Gene Ontology annotation, molecular function: oxidoreductase activity. NCBI's taxonomy places the organism in Eukaryota, Fungi, Ascomycota, Dothideomycetes, Eremomycetales, Eremomycetaceae. The record is from RefSeq and is a predicted model, not a curated record. Bases 263 to 1597 code for a protein of 444 amino acids.
CACCACCCACUCUGCUGUGAGACUGACUUUAUGGAUAUGCAAUGUCUAGGACUGGUUUUAUUGAUGGGAAUUCCUUGUAUUGACAUGUCGUGUUCAUGCAACAAUAGAUAAUUUGUCAUCCAAGAAGCAAGCCAUAAGAGCUGAAAACUUACUUGAUUCAUCGCCAAGUUGAUUCAUGUUUAUUUCUCGCAGUUGCUCCUAUCUAGCACAUCAAGUCUGUCAUUGCCGUCAGAGUUCUCGAUUCCUACGGCCGUUAUCAACUAUGGAUUUCCCACAGAACGAGAUUCGGCUUCUGGUAGCUAAUAAGCCUACUUUCUACGUGAAACUAGACGUUGAGUCGGCCAAGAAAGCCGAUGAACUGUUGGAGGACAACCACCGAAGCAAUCACAUCUUUUUCAACAAUGAAGGGUUCCAUAACCACAUCGUACAUCAUAUCCUUUCUCUCUAUGCGCUAGGAGCCAGUCCUGCGGCGCUUGAGUCUCACUAUGCUCACAACAAGGCAUAUCAACGCCCUCCAUUCAAGGUUGAGGAGCGCGUCGUCCAAGAUAUGUCGGAACCAGAACAAUUUAUACAAUUUCUGGGACAAGAGAAGUAUUACCAUGACUUCGUGGUAUUCUUCGAGAAGGAGAUGGAGAAGAAAGGCUGGCAGCAAGUUCUUCAGGACUACCUUUUUUCAGAGGACGAGAGAAGCCAGCAACUUCUGGUGCGGACGUUCGCAGGUUUCAUACAUCCACUGAUUCAUCUAGGAUUUGGCAUUGAAUUUGGUCAACCGGUCAUCAUUGCUGAGGCUCUAGCACAAGCUGCAGUUCACGACGAAUGGAUCGGGAAAUACCUCCUACCAGCAGAAAAGGCUGCCAAAGUGAAUCCGAAACCGAAAUCGUUGUUCCAGUUGCUCCAGGAUACAUAUAGCGACAAGAAGAUUCAGGAUUCUACAAGAUGGAAAGACCCAAACAAGGUUCGAGACGGGAUUUUGAUACGAGCGCCUGACGAGAUGAUUGCUCUGGCGAGUCAGUACAUUGUGAAGGAAGCUGAACUGGAAGAGAAGACAGCGGAGAUGAUCAACAUAACCGCCUACUUCACCGGCGCUGCCCAACGUCCUCCUCAUACCGAAAAGGUCGAUUUCUUCCUCAUGCACUCCCUGAAUUCGUCCAUUUUCUUUUCGGCAUUCCUCAAAGCAGAUUGGCUCGCUACUGCGCAUAAGAUCCGUCUCCUUGAAUGGAAAGGUCGAAUGGAUCUCGCAUUGUAUGCGAGUCGUGGAAAUGCCAGGCUCGACAUCCGGGAGAUCUCCGAGUAUCGACCCCGUGGGGGAUUGUCAAGCAAGCCGGAGCCUGAGCAAUGGCAAUCCUGCUUUGAUGCGGCAGUGCGUUUCGAAGACGAUGGCCACUUCUGCAAGCUUAUCCGAGCGAUUGCUAACGGCAAGGCUGCUUGCGAGAAAUUCCAGGAUGGCAAGGAUUUCCCGAUCAAGUCCGACAUGUGGAUCAAGUUGGCUCAACUAGCCACUGACUCUGUCUCCGUUGAUGGCCCCACCUGGGUUCGGGGUGCCGGAUUCGCUGAUGCAUGGAAGGAUGUUCCUCUGCGAGAAAUCGGUCGGUUGUAGGGUUGUAUGGAGUGGGUGGCGUAUGAUUCUACUUCGAUCAGCGUCAGAAUGAGACGAUACCUAUAACUAUUGUUCAAACCUACUUUGUUUGUCUCGGGAUUUCGGUCUCUUCUUUUCAGUCUUUCAUUCUCUGCGUCUCCCUGAUCUUUAUGACAUAUUGAUACAGAGAUUCGAUGACAGCUUCAGACAGGAACUAUUUGUAUCCCAUCAUGGUGGCCCACCAAUCUUGCAGGCCAAGGAGACUCAUUUGCCCCGCGAAUUCGUGAAUCGAGCCAUAUUCAUAGAUCCCUCUAGUGGGACUUU